GUCGCACCACGUGACUCCCCAUCUAAAAAAAUUUCCAAGAUGGCGGAACCCGUCACGGGCUGAGUCCGUCGGUGGCGCGCUCCGCGCCGGGGGGCCAUCGCCGCGCAGCGUCCCCGCCUCGCCCGCCGCCCAGGUUCCCAUUUUAAAAGCUAUUGGAAGACACUCUGCCACCCUCUUGGAUUACUUCCCAUACGACUCAGCAUGUCACUGUGCCCUGGAUUUUACAAGGUGGCCAUGAUUUAAUCCCCACUUCCCACUCCUAUGUAUUGGUGAAGCACUGGAGCUCUUUUGAGCUGCUGUUACUCGCGUGGGAACUGAUCUGUCUCCAAUCCCUUCUCCCAAGGACUAGACAUUGCCAGCAAUGAGCUCCCAAAGCCAUCCAGAUGGGCUUUCUGGCAGAGACCAGCCAGUGGAGCUGUUGAAUCCACCUCGAGUGAACCACAUGCCCAGCUCUGUUGACGUGAGCACAGCCCUGCCCUUGCAAGUGGCGCCCACCUCGGUGCCCAUGGACCUGCGGCUGGACCACCAGUUCUCCAUGCCAGUGACGGAGCCCACGCUGCGGGAGCAGCAGCUGCAGCAGGAGCUGCUGGCCCUCAAGCAGAAGCAGCAGAUCCAGAGGCAGAUCCUGAUCGCGGAGUUCCAGCGGCAGCACGAGCAGCUUUCUCGGCAGCAUGAGGCACAGCUGCACGAGCACAUCAAGCAGCAGCAGGAGAUGCUGGCCAUGAAGCAUCAGCAGGAGCUGCUGGAGCACCAGAGGAAGUUGGAGCAGCACCGGCAGGAGCAGGAGCUGGAGAAGCAGCACCGAGAGCAGAAACUGCAGCAGCUGAAAAACAAAGAGAAGGGGAAAGAGAGUGCAGUGGCAAGCACAGAAGUGAAGAUGAAGUUGCAGGAAUUUGUGUUGAACAAGAAGAAGGCUCUGGCCCACCGGAAUCUCAACCACUGCAUAUCCAGCGACCCUCGCUUCUGGUACGGGAAGACCCAGCACAGCUCUCUGGACCAGAGCUCCCCACCCCAAAGCGGCGUCUCCGGCACCUACAACCACCCAGUCCUGGGGAUGUACGAUUCCAAAGACGACUUCCCACUCAGAAAAACAGCCUCUGAGCCCAACCUGAAGCUGCGCUCCAGGCUAAAGCAGAAGGUGGCAGAGAGGAGGAGCAGCCCCCUCCUGCGCAGGAAGGACGGGCCCGUGGUGACGGCGCUCAAGAAGCGCCCGCUGGACGUCGCAGGUACGGCGGACUCUGCAUGCAACAGCGCUCCUGGAUCUGGUCCCAGCUCUCCAAACAACAGCUCCAACAACAUCAGCACUGAGAAUGGAAUUGCAGGAUCAGUCACCAGUAUCCAGGCAGAGACCAGCCUGGCUCACAGGCUCGUCAACCGCGAGGGCUCCGUGACGCAGCUCCCGCUCUACACCUCGCCCUCCCUGCCCAACAUCACCCUGGGACUGCCUGCCACCGGGCCCUCCAGCGCGGGCCAAGCGCAGCAGGACGCAGAGAGGCUCGCAAUCCCAGCCUUACAGCAGCGGAUCUCCUUAUUCCCUGGCACUCACCUCACUCCCUACCUGAGCACUACAACGUUGGAGAGGGAUGGGGGAACUGCACACAACCCUCUCCUGCAGCACAUGGUCCUACUGGAACAGCCAACUGCACAAACGCCCCUGGUCACAGACUGGUAUCUUUCAGGACUGCCCCUGCACGCACAGCCCCUGGUGGGUGGAGACAGGGUCUCCCCUUCGAUCCACAAGCUGCGGCAGCACCGCCCGCUGGGGCGCACCCAGUCUGCUCCCCUGCCCCAGAACGCCCAGGCCCUCCAGCAGCUGGUCAUCCAGCAGCAGCACCAGCAGUUCCUGGAGAAACACAAACAGCAGUUCCAGCAGCAGCAGCUGCACAUCAACAAGAUCAUCUCCAAGCCCGCCGAGCCGGCGCGGCAGCACGAGAGCCACCCCGAGGAGACGGAGGAGGAGCUGCGCGAGCACCAGGCGCUGCUGGAGGAGCCCUACGGCGAGCGGGCCGCGGGCCACAAGGAGCCCCCAGCGCUGGCCAGCCUGGUGCAGGUCAAACAGGAGCCCAUCGAGAGCGACGAGGAGGAGGCAGAGCCCCAGCAGGAGCUGGAGGCCGGCCAGAGGCAGGCGGAGCAGGAGCUGCUCUUCCGCCAGCAAGCCCUGCUCCUGGAGCAGCAGCGGAUUCACCAGCUGAGGAACUACCAGGCGUCGCUGGAGGCGGCCGGCAUGCCCGUGUCCUUCGGGGGACACCGGCCCCUGUCCCGGGCACAGUCCUCCCCUGCCUCAGCCACCUUCCCCAUGUCCGUGCAGGAGCCUCCCACUAAGCCAAGGUUCACAACAGGCCUUGUGUACGACACCUUGAUGCUGAAGCACCAGUGCACCUGUGGAAACACCAACAGCCACCCUGAGCACGCAGGCAGGAUCCAGAGCAUCUGGUCCAGGCUCCAGGAGACGGGGCUGAGGGGCAAGUGUGAGUGCAUCCGUGGCAGGAAGGCGACGCUGGAGGAGCUGCAGACGGUUCACUCAGAGGCGCACACGCUGCUCUACGGCACAAACCCUCUCAACAGGCAGAAACUGGACAGCAAGAAGCUCCUAGGUUCCCUCACGUCGAUGUUUGUCAGGCUGCCUUGCGGUGGUGUCGGGGUCGACAGUGACACCAUUUGGAACGAGGUGCACUCGUCGGGCGCCGCUCGCCUGGCCGUGGGCUGUGUCAUCGAGCUGGUGUUCAAAGUGGCCACAGGAGAGCUGAAGAAUGGGUUUGCUGUUGUCCGGCCCCCAGGUCACCACGCAGAGGAGAGCACACCCAUGGGUUUCUGCUAUUUUAACUCCGUGGCAAUCGCAGCCAAGCUGCUCCAGCAAAGGCUCAACGUGAGCAAAAUCCUCAUCGUGGACUGGGAUGUCCACCAUGGGAAUGGUACUCAGCAGGCCUUCUACAACGACCCCAACGUCCUCUAUAUCUCACUCCAUCGCUACGACGACGGCAACUUCUUCCCAGGCAGCGGCGCUCCAGAUGAGGUUGGCACAGGAGCUGGAGUUGGUUUCAAUGUUAACAUGGCAUUUACUGGUGGCCUGGAUCCGCCCAUGGGAGACACGGAAUAUUUAACUGCCUUCAGGACAGUAGUGAUGCCCAUUGCCAACGAGUUUGCCCCAGAUGUUGUGCUGGUCUCCUCUGGUUUCGAUGCUGUGGAAGGGCACCCCACACCCCUGGGAGGAUAUAACCUGUCAGCAAAAUGCUUCGGGUACCUGACGAAGCAGCUGAUGGGGCUGGCUGGGGGCCGCGUGGUGCUGGCCCUCGAGGGCGGCCACGACCUCACGGCCAUCUGCGACGCCUCGGAGGCCUGCGUGUCUGCCCUGCUGGGAAACGAGCUUGACCCUCUUCCAGAGAAGGUUUUCCAGCAGAGAGCAAACGCUAACGCCGUGCAUUCCAUGGAGAAAGUCAUCGAGAUCCACAGCAAGUACUGGCAUUCCCUCCAGCGUUUUGCCUCCACGGUGGGAUAUUCCCUGGUGGAGGCCCAGAAGUGUGAGAACGAGGAGGCGGAGACGGUGACGGCCAUGGCAUCGCUGUCGGUGGGUGUGAAGCCGGCGGAGAAGAGACCUGAGGACGAACCCAUGGAAGAGGAGCCUCCCCUGUAGCAGCCACCUUCGAGCUGGAGUUCUCCUGUCUGUUCGUCUUCGUCUUGAAGCUCUGCCAAGAAGCUUUCUCUUGUUACUCCUGCGUCCUGUCACGGUUAUUUCCUGAACACGGAAGGACAGCCAGGUGUAAAGCAAAGCAAGCGACACAAAAAACAAAUCUCUCCGCAUCUUUGAGUCUCUUUUUGCUGAAUAAAAACCGCUGGUGAAGAGCAGCAAAGGACUGACACGUUGGGCACUCACGUUCCUCUGGGCCUCACCGCGAGCAGAGAGAGGAACGAUGCCCGGGAAGUCUUUGGCAGAGUUGCCAAACAAAAAAAACAAAAAAAAACGAAACGCGAGGAUAAUAAAGAAAUCAAAGAUUCAACAACACAAAUCAAACAAACCUUAAUGUAAAACUGGUGCUUACAAAGUUGAUUACCCACAACUGAGCAAUCUCCGCUUGAACCACUCAACCCAUCGUGUACUUUCAUUUCUUGGAUAUUUGGAAAUGGCUCUUGCCUGCCUGGGAGUCACGACAGCUCUUGUCGGAACUGGAACGUUGGGAGAUGAUGGUGGAUUUUUAACGGGGAGGGACAGGGAACGAGGACUCACCUGACACCUAAAGGAAAGGGAAGCAGAAGGGGGGGAACGGUAGCCCAGAUGGAGUCGGCUUUAUUGUCUCCAAAGCCAUCUGAAGAUGAGUUUGUGCCUUUUUUUUUAAUUGAUGGAUCUGGUGCAGCUGGAUUUUCUGAAGUUUGAGGAACAAUGCCUUAAGUAAAAAUUAAUUUAAAAAAAAAAAACAAAACACACAUGAAAAAAAACCAACAAAAAAAAAAACCAAAAAAAAAGGAAAAAAAAAAAAAAGAACACAGCAGUUCCUGAAUAUUUUUCCUCUGGUUGGGAAAGCCAAGGACUGCCAUCAGGAAGGAAGACUUUUUGGCUUGUGCUGGCAUGAUGGUGGGAAGCAGGCAUCAGCUGAACAGAGCGUCUCCAAAAACUGUCGACAAGUUUGGAUUUGUUUUGUUUUCUUUCAUUGCUGUUUCAGAGAAAAGGAAAAAAGAAAAAAAAAUUAAGGUAGUUGCCAAAAAAGUGGCAAAUACUGUUGGGUCUUUGAAAUUCAACCAUUUUUAACAACCAAUUUUCAAAUGUUUUCUCUCUCUUCUACAUUAUCUAGUAAUUGAACUUACCAAUUUGGUUGUUGAAGCAUGUAUUAGACACAAAUGCAGGUUUUAAGACUGGAAUGCUUUUCAUUAAAAGCAACUAGCAUGAGAUAUUGCUUAAAUUGUUAGGUAUAAAUAUAUAUAUGUGUAUAAUGUAUAUUCCAAAUGUAUUCCAAGCUUAGAAACCGGAUUCCUAUGAAUUAUUGAGAAAAAUAUUUAUGAUGCAUUUAUAGAAAAAAGAAAAAAAAAUCUAUGUAAUAAAUGCAUACUCUAACAGUAGCCAUUGGAAGCUCCCUAGGGACAGAUUUGGGAAUUGGAACGUCAAAGGUGCUUUUGGAAAAGGAUCUAGGUUGAAAUCGAGGACUUGUCAGGCGACAGGUUGGGAAGUUUUUCAGAAAGCCAACACUUUAGCCACUGGGCAACUACCCUAAACAUUUGUAUUUUAAUUUAAGGUUUUUAGUUAUGAUCCUUUUCUAACAAACACGAGAAAAAAAAAGUUUUUUAUAGCAAAGACGCUGAAUUUGCUGUUAAUUUUUAUAUGGAUAUUUCCCGAAACCCUCCGGAAGCCUUGUUUGUGUGACUCUGACAUUUCUUUUCCAUUUGGCAGGUUUCCUUUCUGAACGGCAAUAGCAUCUAAACCUUUCUUCCUUCCUCUUUUCUUGCUUAUAAUACAUGGAUUUUCCUUUUUUCUUUUUUCUUUUUUUUUUUAAUUUUUUUUUCUCUUUUUUUGUAUUUUCUGUAUUGUUUUCUCUCCUUUUCCUCAACUCUUUUGUACAGUGAGCAGCUUUCUGCAGGUGUAAGGAACUGUGGGCAGACCAACAGAGUUUGUUUUUUUCUGGGAAAGGGCGCAUUUUACCGAGGAGGAGGAGGAGGAGGAGGAGGAGGAUGAGGGACGGCGAUGGGCUCCUUUGUUGUACUGAUUCCGCCAACUGUAUAUUUCCUCAGCUCUCUUGUAGUAGCUCUGUAAAGAAAAUAAGGAAUUUUCUUGCCUGGUAGUGUUCAGCGGGCGAUGCCUUUGUCGUGCCCGCGGCUCCUGGCGCUGCCUGCCCUCAGGAAGGCUCCUUGGAUACUCCGGGACCGCCGGCCUUUUCUCUCCGCUGGACAUGCCCACAAACUCCCCACCUCCUCUCUCCCUCUUUUUCUCCCCUCUUCCUCUUCCUGAUGCUGGGAGGGGUUUUGGAGGCUUUUGUUGUUGUUGUUUGCCCCCCACCCCGAGGAGGUCACUGCCUCCCGGGAACGCCGGGUGGGAGAGGCCGCGAGCCCUGCCACGGAGCGUCCUCGCGGAGACGGCGCUCCCCGCGUGCCUUCCUCCAGCAGUGUAGGACAGCACAUCCCUCUUCCCAGCACAGCUUCUCCUUGACCACCCUUCCUUCUUUUAUCCUUCGUUCCCCUGGUGACUGGUGGGGUUGCUUCCAGUAACUUCUCUUCUUUCCAGUUCUCGAAGCAGCCGCUUUCGUUCCGUUCAGGACUCGCUGGCGGGAGGAAUCGGGAGCGUGACCCCACGCUGGAGGCUUUUGUUUCCUUCCUCGAUUUCUAGUGCAGUUUCAGAACCAGACACUACAGUAUUUGAGUUGUGCAAACCCAAGUACGUCCUAAAACCCCAAAAAGCCCCAGUGGCAAGGCCUGUCCUCGGCAUGUCCUAAAAAUCCCCCCGUGUGAGAGCACCGCGUACCUGGGGAUGUUGUGGUUUGGGGUUUUCGUCCAUCUGACCACGCUGCUGCUGUGAUCUCAAAUCCAUCCCGCUGCCGAACCCGGUGACUGACGUGGGGUUUGCUCCCUGUGCCGUGGGCAGUGCCUGUGUUUACACCUCCCUUUGUCUCGUCAGCUCUUCCCCGGAAGGUUUUUGACAUUUCUGCUCCCGGUCGUGGCAAAGCUUUUUCCUUCCUUUUUGCUCUCCCGGGAGCCACCGGCUGACUCUGCUGAGCCGGUUCCUUUGGAAAAUCCGGAGGAGCUUGUUGGGGUGCCACCUUCCUUCCUUCCUCCCUCCCUUCCUUCCUUUCCAUCCUUUCCCUCAGCUUUUUGCCGGGACGGGAAGAUUUUUCCCGAGAGGACAGAGCUCGUCUCCUCCAAGCUCCCGGCGAUGUGGAUUUGUUUGCAGCAUCCCCCUUUUCCCUGGGAACGCUCUUCCCUGGGCUCUGACCUUCCCUGGGGAUGCUCUUCCCCGGGGAUGCUUUCCGGGGCCAGUGCAGGCACGGAGAGGAGGGAGGGAGCCCUCGUUUUGAGGCUCUCCAGGGGGAUUUUUCACCUUUUUGAGCCAUUAAGCUUCUUCAUUUCAGAUGACUUUGCCACGGGGCGGCCGUGCCAGCGGGGUUGGGAGCCCGGGGUGCUCCCACAUCCCGCACGUGCUGCCCAGGGCAUCCUUUGUACCUGCUUGGGAAGAAAAGGAACAUCUUUCAAUCCUCUUUACAGUGAAGUGAGGCCCAGUUUGCAGUACACAAGUAACCAUUGGGGGUUUUUUGGUUGGUUGUUUUUUUUUUUUGUUUGAUUGGUUUUUUUUUUUUUUUUUUUACUUUCGAUACAAAACAUUCCUUUUUUUUAUUAGUCACGGUCAUGUACUCAUUCCAUUCUUCCUUUUGUAAACUUUUUUGGGCCCAUGUUCUUUUACGGGCAUUGAUAUAUAUAAAUAUAUAUAUAAAUAUAUAUGAAUAUAUUUUUUUAAGUUUCCUACACCUUGAGGUUGCAUGGUCUGUAAGGUUGGCAUGUCUUUAUAUUGUAUACAGAUUUUGCACGCCAAACUUGGCAGCUUUGAAAACGAUAACGAGAAAAAGAAAACAAAAACAACAAAAAAAAAAAGAGGUGGUUUGGGGUUUCUUUGGGUUGGUUUUUGUUUUGUUUUGGUUUUAUAUUGGUUUUGUUUUGGUUUUUUUUUUGGCUCUCGUGGCAUUUGUGGAGACUAAAGGUUGGGAUGUUGUUGUCACACACUCACUCACUCACCCACACAGCUACACACCAAGGAAGGAGAGUGGGAAUUCUUUUUUUUUUUUCUUUUGGAGUCUUACUGAACUUAAUAAGAAGAAAUUGUGCUUUUUAUUGUUAAAAAGAGUAAAUAAAUAAAAAAAACAAAAAGGACUACUUAAACAUUUCUCAUUUUAAGAAGAAAAGAAAAAAAACUAAGACGUUUAUCUAGCACUUGUGACUUACCAAUAAUAGAGUUUAUUGUAUUUAUGUGGAAACAGUGUUUUUAGGGAAACUACGCCGAACACACCAAGUAAACUGCCUGUGUCAUUAUUAUUAUUAUUGUUAUUGUUAUUGUUAUUUUCCUUUGGGUUGGUGUUUUUGCUUUGAUUUCUCGGCUGGGUGGGGAGGUUGGAUGCAACCCUUGUGUCAACACACACAGAGUCGUUCAUUCCGAGGAGCCGGACGGACGGACGGACGGACGGAUGGAUGAGGAGGACUUUAAAGAGUUAACUCUUCAGCACAGCUGCGUUAACUUUUUUAAGAAAUUACUUUUACAUGAUGUAUUUUUUGCUCGGUUUCACUUUAAGCAGUCGUGUACUGUGCAACACUGUGGUUUAAAAACAAGACUUUACAGCAAAAGGCAAAACGUGUUUCUUCAUUGUCAUGAAGUUGGGCUCGUUCUCAGCUCAUCUUCGCUUUGUCUUUGAUAUUGAUGAUGAAAAGAAAAAAAAAGUAUCCUAUUGAAAGAAAAUAAAUUAACACUUUUUCUGUGCUCCAUAGUGGAGGCGCUAUUUUCCAAUUUAUGAGGAUGACAAACUUAUAUAUAUAAUAUAUAUAUAAAAGUGGGGGUGGGGAGGGGGGGAAGGGGUUGAAACAUUAUUCACCCGAGAGCUUAUUUACAGAUAUGUAGUAUCAAAAAGUUGUAACUAUAUUAUAUUCUACUUUAUACCUAUACAUGCUCAGUAUGACGUCACCAUUGGUAGCAGCUACCGGUUUACGCUGGAAUUUAGACACAAUUUCACUCUCCCUGUACGGACCCUCCUUUCAGUGAUGGUAGCAUUCUUUGUGCUCGACUUUCCGACGGUCCUUUCUUUUAAAUUGGUGGAGUUGGAGUAUUUUUCUCAUUCUCGUUUUCUUCUUCCUUUGUUUUUACUUUAUUUUUAUUUUAUUUUUCUCUUUUCUCUUUAUUUUGUUUGGGGUUUUUUUGUUUGGUUUUUUUUUUUUUCUUUUUUUUUUUUUUUUUACUGGCCAAUGGUGUCUUUCUCUGACAGUACCAACUUCAAUUUCAACUUUAUUAGGAGUCCAGUAUUUUGUACCACAUUAUGACAACUUGUUAUUCUUGUGGUGUAAAUAAAAGAAAAAAGUUAAUUAUAGUACCA
This is a messenger RNA of Camarhynchus parvulus, 9047 nucleotides long. It is a transcript of the gene HDAC4, whose product is annotated as histone deacetylase 4. The record is from RefSeq and is a predicted model, not a curated record. Gene Ontology annotation, cellular component: histone deacetylase complex. Bases 362 to 3631 code for a protein of 1089 amino acids. Gene Ontology annotation, biological process: chromatin organization; negative regulation of transcription by RNA polymerase II. Gene Ontology annotation, molecular function: histone deacetylase activity. The transcript has 27 exons. NCBI's taxonomy places the organism in Eukaryota, Metazoa, Chordata, Aves, Passeriformes, Thraupidae.